This is a messenger RNA of Amoebophrya sp. A120, 967 nucleotides long. The record is from the annotation of a GenBank genome assembly. NCBI's taxonomy places the organism in Eukaryota, Dinophyceae, Syndiniales, Amoebophryaceae.
AGAUCCUCCGAUCGAGCAGCAUGGUCGAAACGUACGCGAACGCAGUGGCCGCGCUCGGGGUUGACCUCGUAGAACGCGUGAAGAUGGAGUUUCGGAGCCGGGACCGACUGCAAGCCGGCGUGUUGAGCCUCGUGGAGUGCGCGUACAUCUUGCGCAGCCAGGGCUUCUGCCCCACGGAGCCGCAGUUGCAGCAACUCUCUGCGUUGGGGAUUCCUGCUUCGACGGCUUCGCCUUCGCGGGACCCAGCAACCGCGCGCGGCGCGACUGGGUCUCUCAAAGUGGUGGAACAGAACGAAGUCACGGAGAUUUCGCUGAAGACACUGCUGGCUGGCGCGUGCAAGAUUGGGCGCCCAGAGCCCCGUCGCGCGGAGCUCUACGCUUUUUUUCAGCCGUAUGACGCGCAAGACACUGGCUUUGUCCCAAUCCCAGUCUUUCGAAACUUGCUGGAGAAUGUAUCAAAAUGAAAAAUGCCCCCACCCCCGAACUUGGGAGCAUUUGUAUUGCAAACCUUUCCAAAUGAAACAUUCGCCCUCUUGCAUCUAUCAGCAUCACAGGUUUCCAAUCGUGAAUGGCAAAGAUUUGUAUUGCAAAAGACCCCAGCAAGAGCGGCGCUUGUCAUGCAAGCGAUGCGAUAUACGCCUAGAUUCUGCAGCAGAAAGAUUUGCACUCCUUUCAUGCAUGACAAAAAGUUUUCAUUUGGAAACUUCGCAUCACAAAUUUUUCCAAUUUUAGGGGUGGGGGGCAUUUUUCACUGUAAUAGAAUGUGGGGGACUGCUUGCCUCCGGAAGAGGUGCAGGAAAUUCUGACAGAGCUGACUCUGUCAAACAACACCAUGGAAAAUACGGUAGAUUACAAGAGCUUUAUCGACCUCAUCACACAAGAUCUAUGAGGAAAAUAGUCAUCCGUGCUGGAUGUAGUCGUAGAUUACCCAAAAGGUGGUGCCGCGUGGACGUGCUUUGUGUUGUUC